AUGAAUGGAAUGAAGCAGUGUGACUGCGCACGCGCGCCGAGACACAUAGGCGGAAGUGGCGCGCGGGCGCUGGUACCGCGAGGACCUUUGCGUGGAGGCGGCAACCUGGCGGACAGUGCAAGAUUAGUCCGAGAGGAGGAGAAGCCGGAGGACUUAGCUCAGGAAGCAAAAGAAAAACUGAACAAAGGAGAGGAAACCAACAAAGAUACCUUUGGAAAAUCUGAAUGUGGCAAAAUAAGAACAAUGGAUCUCAAGUUCAACAACUCCAGGAAAUAUAUUUCUAUAACUGUCCCAUCCAAAACCCAAACAAUGUCACCACAUAUCAAGUCAAUAGAUGACAUUGUAGUGCUUGGCAUAAAUCUUAGCAAAUUUAACAAACUUACUCAAUUUUUCAUAUGCGUUGCUGGAGUUUUUGUAUUUUACCUCAUUUAUGGAUAUUUACAGGAAUUAAUAUUUUCAGUGGAGGGUUUUAAGCCCUAUGGCUGGUACCUUACAUUAGUACAGUUUGCAUUUUACUCCAUAUUUGGCCUAAUAGAACUUCAGCUUAUUCAGGACAAAAGAAGAAGAAUACCAGGAAAAACCUACAUGAUAAUAGCUUUUCUUACUGUGGGUACUAUGGGGUUAUCAAAUACUUCCUUGGGCUACCUGAAUUAUCCGACCCAAGUCAUCUUCAAGUGCUGCAAGUUGAUUCCUGUAAUGCUAGGAGGAGUUUUUAUUCAAGGCAAGCGUUACAAUGUUGCAGAUGUGUCUGCUGCAGUGUGUAUGAGCCUUGGCCUGAUAUGGUUUACACUUGCUGACAGCACAAUUGCACCCAAUUUCAACCUGACAGGUGUGAUCCUUAUUUCCCUGGCACUAUGUGCUGAUGCUGUUAUUGGAAAUGUUCAAGAAAAGGCUAUGAAACUGCAUAACGCCUCUAACUCAGAAAUGGUUUUGUAUUCGUAUUCAAUCGGUUUUGUGUACAUUUUAUUGGGAUUGACAUGCACUAGUGGAUUAGGCCCUGCAGUAACAUUUUGUUCAAAGAAUCUAAUGCGAACCUAUGGUUAUGCUUUUCUUUUUUCCCUCACUGGGUAUUUUGGAAUUUCCUUUGUCCUGGCUUUGAUUAAAAAUUUCGGUGCACUUCUUGCUGUAACAGUGACAACAGGAAGAAAAGCCAUGACCAUUGUACUUUCAUUUGUAUUCUUUGCUAAGCCAUUCACAUUUCAGUACAUAUGGUCUGGUUUGUUAGUUAUCCUUGGUAUAUUUCUCAAUGUUUACAGCAAAAAUAUGGAUAAAAUAAAACUACCAUCGAUAUAUGAUCUGAUAAACAAAACAGUGGAAGUGAAAAAAUCAAGGACGUUGGCACAAACUGUGUAGGCGGUGAUGCCUGCUGUUUCAUAUAGAAUGCUAAAGACCAAUCAUCAAUUAAUUCACUUGCCAAAGGGAUUAUUAUAAAAACCAAAGGAACUGACGGCAUUUGAGACUGGAUUACAUAUGAAGUCAGCCCUUUUCCUCAGAGCACUUUUUGACUGUUCAGCUUCUGAAGCAAUCAAGAAAGCAGCAUCUGUCACACCUUAGAAUAAUAUGUCAAUAUAAAGGACUGUAAUUAUGAGCAGUUUGUUGAGAAUUUCACUGGAAAUGGACCAUGGUGUAAGACUAAUUAGAUAUCAUUAUGGCAUAUCAGAGAAACUGAUAUGUAAUAGACUGUUUUGUCUUCAUUCCAUUUUGGUGGUAUUUAAAUUGAUUCUCUGUUAUAAGAGUGAACUGAUGAUUUAAAGUCUAGUGAUAAUAACUUCAUUAUAAAUAAAAAUUAUUCUGUGAUUAUUUUAUUAAAGAAUGUGUUGAUAGAAUUUUGUUAUAAAGAGGGAAGUAAAGAUUGGAGUAAGGCUUUACAUAAACUUUAAAACUUAGGGCUUUCUCUGAUAACUUAAAAAUAUUCUUUAGAGAAAACAUGCUUGAAUUUUUCUGUGAAAUAUAGCCAGUAUAGUAAAAGGAGACAAUAUACUGCACCCUAUAAAUAUAUAUCACAAGAAAAACUUGCUACUAUUCAUCAAAGAGGUGCUAAAAGAUUUAAUCAUUAGGAUUCUUUAAUUGAAGGCAAAAUAAUUGAUGUCUUAAAUUAUUAUAAAAUACUAAAGUUGUCAUCAUUUUUCUUAUACAAUUGAAUUUGGAAUUUAUUUUGUCAGGUUGCAGAUGUAAUAAGGUAACCUUAAGAAAUACAAAUACAUACAGCAAAUUUGUACAGUUUGUCGCUUGCAAGGUUUUCAUCUAAACUCAUAAGAUUUUUACCCUUAUGUUUUAACAGUGAGUUUUUGGAAUUGCUUCCACUAUAUUUUUUAAAAUGCUACUAAUCUUCAUUUUCAGUGUAAGUAAUGUUGAUUAAAACAGUAUCUCUGCUAUUGGUGAUAUUAUAUUUUGUCAGUAUAAUAUACUUGGAAUAUUUAAUCUCAUUUCUUAAAAUUCUAUUGUAUGAUGAUGGUGACUUUAACCUGUUAUGUGCUUUUGUACAACAGAGCUCGUAGUAAUUUAAGAAUAUAGCAUAAGGAAUUUGGA
This is a messenger RNA of Myotis davidii, 2529 nucleotides long. RefSeq names its product solute carrier family 35 (adenosine 3'-phospho 5'-phosphosulfate transporter), member B3 (gene SLC35B3). Lineage: Eukaryota; Metazoa; Chordata; Mammalia; Chiroptera; Vespertilionidae. The record is from RefSeq and is a predicted model, not a curated record. Bases 1 to 1353 code for a protein of 450 amino acids. Gene Ontology annotation, biological process: transmembrane transport. Gene Ontology annotation, molecular function: 3'-phosphoadenosine 5'-phosphosulfate transmembrane transporter activity. The transcript is spliced from 11 exons. Gene Ontology annotation, cellular component: Golgi membrane; endoplasmic reticulum membrane.